AUGUUGCUCGUCAAAUCUUUGAUGGGCAGUGCAUUGGCCAUGGCAUCCACAGUUGUUGCCACUGCCGCCAAUCACGACCAGGUCACCUUGGAAAAGGAUGUCAUCAUCAUUGGCGGAGGCGCUUCUGGCUCUCACGCAGCAGUUCGCCUGCGCGAAGAUUUCGGGAAGACAAUCGUCGUGAUUGAGAAGGAAGCUACUCUGGGAGGCCACGUCAACACAUACUCAGCCCCGUCUGGAAAUUAUUACGAUUUCGGCGUUCAAGUAUUUUUGGAUAUCGAGGGCGCGGCAGAUUUUUUCGCUCGUCUUGGCGUUCAGACCAAGGAACCCAGUCGCACUCCUGUCACGAACCGCUACGUCGACUUCACAACCGGCAACAGAGUUAAUUACACCGACCCAGCCAGCGAGGACAUUACGGCUGCUCUGGAAAAGUACGCCAAGAUCUGCGCUCAAUACGAGGACCUGCUUGUGCCUGGCUACUGGAAUUUCCCGGCUCCCAACGAUAUUCCGGAGGAUCUUCUGCUUCCUUUCGGCGACUUCGCCAAGAAGUAUGAGAUUGAGGCUGUUGUUCCAUCCAUAUUCACAGUUACUGGUCUUGGAGAUACCUCAAAAGCGCUUACUAUUUGGGUUAUGCAGGCCUUUGGCGGCGAUAUGGCCCGGUCGUACCUUGGUGAGCUCAAGACAUUGGUUCCCGCGUCAGGCCGUAACCAAGAACUUUAUGAUGCCAUUGCCGACUUGCUGGCUGAUGAUGUUCUAUACUCGUCCAGGGUCACUAAGUCUAAGCGUUCCACUGAGGGUGUUACUAUCACUGUCGAAAAUGCCAGUGGUAAGCGCACUCUAAUUAAGGCCAAGCGACUACUUCUCGCCAUUGAGCCUACGCCUUCGAAUCUGGCCCCCUUCGAUCUUGAUCACAGAGAAGUCGAAGUCUUCAAUAAAUAUAGCUACGUGAAUCUCUAUGUUGGUAUUGUUGCCAACUCCGCCCUGCCUAAGGGCGAGUCACUGGUUAACCUACCCGCAACCGCUGCGCCCAACAACUAUUUGGCCUUUCCUCAGCCGUCCUUUACAACCUAUUUUAACUGGGCUGGCACUGAAACAACGGAUAUCUUCCGCCACAUAGUCGUUGGCAACGAGACUCUCAGCGCGCGUCGUGCCAAGAAGCUGGUGCAGGAUGAUUUUGAUCGGAUUAUCAAGGCCGGUACUCUUGAGAACCCAAAGUCUACUAAGCUGGAGUUUGUCGACUUUGCGGUUCAUGGCCCUAUCUACCCGUGGGCCUCUGCCGACGAGCUUAGGGCUGGUUUCAUCCAGGAUCUAUAUGCCUUGCAGAGUCUGCGAUCGACAUGGUGGACUGGUGGUGCUUGGAGUGUCCGGCUCCAGACUCAUCUGUGGUUGUAUAAUAACGUACUUCUUCCUAAGCUCAUUGACGGGCUGGAGAGUGGCAAGACAAGCGUAUAG
Molecule: messenger RNA, 1449 nt
Organism: Ilyonectria robusta
Lineage: Eukaryota; Fungi; Ascomycota; Sordariomycetes; Hypocreales; Nectriaceae
Exons: 2
Coding region: 1-1449 (482 amino acids)
Molecular function (GO): oxidoreductase activity
Source: RefSeq, a predicted model, not a curated record